Striga asiatica is the source of this 2500-nucleotide messenger RNA. The record is from the annotation of a GenBank genome assembly. Lineage: Eukaryota; Viridiplantae; Streptophyta; Magnoliopsida; Lamiales; Orobanchaceae.
GUACUUUUCAGCGAAAAAAUAACCAGAAAAUGAUAACGGAACUAUAGAAGCGGAGAUGAAGAGAGGAGGAAGAAUGGUGAAUAACAAGAAGAAUAAGAAGACAAGGAUAAACACUGAGCUCGAGGCAACAUUUUUUCCUUUUCUAUUGGCCGCCAUUUGUUCAAAAUCUCAAAAAAGAGAAGACCAAAUUAUGAAGUGCUUGAACAGAGUAUUUCUGUCCCUUCCCCAAAUCGAUUUGUCUCCAAUCCUCGCAAUGCUACCUUCACUCCUUAAAUUCAAGAAUUGCCGUGCAGUAGUGUGUAAAGCUGCGGAGAUUGCUGGUGCUGCCUCACUAUCAUCAUUGGAAAUGAACGAAAAGGUUUGUUUGGAUGAUGAGAUAGUGACGGGCUUAAUCUCACUGUUAGGGAGUUCGGAAGAGGAAAUCGCGAUGGCCUCUUGCAAUGCAGUGUUGGAUUUAUCCACUACAUUGAUUGGGCGCCAGCGGCUGCUUGAAUUUGGUGCUGUCGAUAAUCUUCUUCUUCGCUUCAUGCAGGCAUGCAAAUUUCAGAAAUUUUUUCCCAUUGGUAAUAUGAAAUUGGUGGAGAAAGAUGAGUAUCCAUUAUUGCUUCUUCAGGGUGCCAUUACUCUUAUAAAUUCAUGCACGAUUGAGCAGCUGGAGCAUUUACCAAUUGAGCUUACUGAAAAUUUUUCAAAGCUUCUGAAAAGAAUUUGGAGACAAGAACGUGAGGAGAGAAUAUUUGGCCCUGCUUCUAUGCAGGGAGAUGAGUUCUGCUUGAAAAACAUCAAGACGAGUAAUUUGGUAGAAAGCAUAUUUAGGCUAUCCAUUAACUGUAACCUUCACCCAGAAACCAUAGACUUUAAACCUCCUAAGAAAAGCGAUUUCUAUUUUGGGAAAAUCGGCAUUGAACCAUUUUUAUCAGAUAUUUGGGAGACUUCUCCUAUGCUUAUAAGGAACUCGUCAAAUUCUUCAUUAAACCCUGAUAGUAUUUUCGGCGCUUUCAUCCAGUUUCUCGGUUUAAAAGACACAAUUCCUACCUUCCUUCCUUCCUUUCUAAAACGCAUUAUUUCAUGCCCAGCAAUCGCAUCCGAUGAAUUAGAUAUUCUGCAAGUCAUCAAGGACAUAAACAACAAUCUCGGUCAUCCUAUAAAUUACCACCAAGAUAUUCGUGUCGUGAAAACUGAGCAUGGUGGAAAAGAGUUGCACUAUUUUCCCAAUCCCCAUGUUCUAACUAUUGAUGAUAUCGAAAAAUGCGAAGAAGCAUUUAAGAAAGGCUAUUCAAUCGCUGUACGUGGCAUCGAAUUUCGUGACCCAUCUAUAGCUGCUAUUGCUGAUGAGCUGGCAUUUCUCUUUGGCCAGCCCUCGGCAGGUGUUAAUAUGUACCUUACACCAUUUAAUUCGCAAGGCUUGGCUAGACACAGUGACGACCACUGUGUGAUAGUAUGCCAAAUUGUUGGCGCCAAAAGAUGGAGAGUGUUUUCCCAGUCAGAUUUUAAGUUGCCUCGCUUGUAUGAGUCAUGUUGUAGUUCACUUGAUGAUUUGGAGGAUGAAAGUUGUGAGUUUGAUGAGUGCAGACAGUUUGUGGUGAAAAGAGGGGAUGUUUUGUAUAUUCCGAGAGGCUUUCCGCAUGAGGCAACUACUGAUGUGGAUGAAUUUGAUAAUGUGAGCAACGGUGCUUCUUUGCAUUUGACGCUGGCGAUUGAAGUCGAGCCUCCAUUUGAGUGGGAAGGUUUUAUGCACACGGCCAUAUAUUCUUGGGAUAAAAAAUUCAAAGCAUCACUGCAAGCAUGUAGUCUUCAUGUGAUAUCCAUAAUGCUUCUCCAUAUUGCAAUAAAGUUAAUCGGCCAACACGACCUUCGGUAUCGUAAGGCUUGUUUGGCAUUGUCUUCACACACUAACGACUGGCUUUGCGAGAACCAGAGAACAAAUUUCGGGCACUUGAUUAGUAUUAUAGACAGCAAGGUGAAGUUUCUAGAAGCUGUUGAACAUUUUAAAGCGGCUCUAGAAAUGAAUGAAGAUCCUCUGGAACACGUGAGAUGGAUGAAGUUUCUAGAAGUGCCGAACUUGUACAUUUUGUCAACAGAUUCCCAGGAGCUGUUUGGUGUUUUGAGUCGGGAUAAGGAUUUAUUGGAAGCUUCUUUUUCGAAGGUUAAGUCUCGAUUUUGUCGUGAAGUGGAGUUUGAGGAUGUGAAACAGUGUUAUCAGGUGCUGCUCGGCAAGUACAGAAAGGUAAGAAAGCAAUAUACGAAUGGCAUGCUUGCUCUCCAUUCUGCUAUUGGCGAUGAUGAAUGUGAGUUUCAUGCUUGAGGUGAGGACAAAUUAUUGUGGCACAAAUUUGUAGUGUAUGUUUGUGUGUUUGACUAUUUGUCAAUUAAAUGGUACUGAAUUAUAUGGAGCUGGCAGGUCCAUUGAUUUAUUGACACAAGUCCCAAAUAUAUUUAUUUAAAUGAUGUGUCAAAUACAAAAUUUAUGAACGUUUAUCGAUACUAAGUUGUGUUAUUU